AUUUGGUUGCGCCGUGAGCAGAGCCGAAACGUCCUCGCCGUCGCCGGAAAUGGAGUUUUUGGCCUGCUUUCUUUGUUUCUGUGUUGCGUUCUUCAUUUUGAGGCUUAAAUCGAAGGCGAGAAGUACAUCGAAGCUACCUCCGGGACCAAAGCCUCUGCCGGUCAUCGGAAAUCUCUUGGAUCUCGGCGACAAGCCUCACAAGUCGCUCGCCGCCAUGGCUAAGGUAUAUGGCCCAAUUUUGAGUCUGAAACUUGGACGAGUUACGGCGGUGGUGGUUUCUUCUUCCGCCAUGGCUAAAGAGGUCCUACAAACGAACGACCACUCUUUGUGUGACAGAGCCAUUCCAGAUUCGUUGACCGCUUACGAUCAUAACGAAGUCGGAUUUCCAUGGAUUUCUGUUUCUCCUCUGUGGAGGAAAUAUCGCAAAAUAUGCAACAAUACUCUGUUUGCUGGAAAAAUUCUGGACGCGAACGAGAAUCUUCGCCGAAAGAAAGUGGAAGAGCUUGUGGAGAUUGUUCGAAAAAGCGCGUCGAAAGGCGAGGCAGUGGAUGUAGGGAGAUUAAUGUUCACGAUUACGCUAAAUCUACUCUCAAAUACGAUUUUCUCUGUUGAUUUAGCAGAUCCGAAAUCCGAAUUAGCAAGACAGUUCAAGAAAUGCGUGCAGGAAACUAUGGAAGAGGCCGGAAAGCCAAAUUUGAGCGAUUACUUUCCCGUGUUAAGGAAGCUAGACAUUCAAGGGAUGAGGAAGAGGAUGAAGAUUCACUUGGGAGGUUUUCUUAAAAUUCUAGACUCAAUGGUCAAACAAAGGAUGAAGGAGCAAGAACUGAAUCCUGAUUCUGUUCCAAACAAUGAUAUGUUGCAUUAUCUUCUCAAGAACGAAGAGAGUGACGCCAAAAUCGAUCAAAAUCAGAUGAUACAUUUACUUUUCGUAUUAUUCGCAGCUGGCGCGGAUACAAGUUCAGUGUCGUUGCAGUGGGCAAUGGCGGAGCUAUUGAGGAAUCCAGAAAAAUUAGCGAAAGCUCAAGUGGAAAUCAGGCAAGUUUUGGGAAAGAACAAAUCAGUGGAGGAGGUGGACAUUCCGAGGCUGCCAUAUCUACAAGCAGUAGUGAAGGAAGCUUUACGAUUGCAUCCAGCGGCUCCAUUGUUGCUACCUCGUAAGGCGAAACAAGAAGUGGAGAUCGCAGGUUUCACAAUCCCUAGAGAUGCUCAGGUUUUGGUGAAUACUUGGGCGAUCGGAAGAGAUCCGAUGAGCUGGGAGAAUCCAUAAUCAUUUGAACCGGAGAGGUUUUUGGGGUCAGAAAUUGACAUUAGAGGACGGAGCUUUGAGCUGAUUCCGUUCGGCGGAGGGAGAAGGAUUUGCCCUGGACUGCCACUGGCUAUGAGAAUGAUGCCUUUGAUGUUGGGUUCGUUAAUUAAUUUCUUUGAUUGGAAGGUUGAGGAUGGAUUUGAAAUAAACAUGGACGAUAAAUUUGGCGUCGUCGUAGAGAUGGCUCAUCCACUCCGAGCCAUCCCGUCCUUAAUUGUUUAGAAUAAUUUCAGACUUAAUUAUUGUACGUCUUCGAUGAAAGUCCCACAUCUACUAAUUUAGAGAAUGAUCCUGAGUUUAUAAUCAAAUAAUACUAUCUUCGUUGAAAUGAAGUUUUUUUGAAAACUUGGUGGGAGAGAGGAGGAGAAGGUGACACAAGAGAUAGGAAGAGAAACAAAGUCCAAAACCGUCACGGUGAGGAAAGAGAAAAAUCGCGCUGUGAGUCAGGCGAGGAAGAAAAGAUCCGGGUCGGACCCAGAUCGGUAACCCGAGGCCCAGUCUGUCUGUAGCGGCCCACGCCGUAGCGCCUCGACUCGCCUGCAGCCUGUGUCACCAGACCAGCCUGCAACCCGAGGCCUAAACCCAUCUCGGCCCAAUAGCUCAACCUGCAACCAAACAACCCGCGACCCAGCCCACAAACCGAGACCACAUGCAGCAACCCAAUAACCCGACGCAACCCGCCAAGCUGACCCAAACUGCGCCUCGACCCGAGACGCAUGCACACGACGUGGCCCACUCCUGAAAUGCCACGUGUCAACCCGCGUCUUAUGCAGCCCUUCGGCUUGGUCGACUUAGAUGUCUCGACUCGGCUCCCGGCGACUCCUCGGCUUAUUUUGCUUGGGUACCCCUAUUUUAGCCCAAUUUUUAUGGUUCCUACCCUCCCUGAUCUAUUUGUGGCCUCGGUGAUGGUAAUUGAGGCCAUUUUAGUGCUGUAUUUUACAUUUAUUAGUAUGAUCAUUAUUAAUUUGUUAAA
Messenger RNA from Cucurbita moschata (crookneck pumpkin), 2279 nucleotides. Its product is annotated as geraniol 8-hydroxylase-like. Bases 50 to 1267 code for a protein of 405 amino acids. The transcript has 2 exons. Gene Ontology annotation, molecular function: monooxygenase activity; oxidoreductase activity, acting on paired donors, with incorporation or reduction of molecular oxygen; heme binding. Lineage: Eukaryota; Viridiplantae; Streptophyta; Magnoliopsida; Cucurbitales; Cucurbitaceae. The record is from RefSeq and is a predicted model, not a curated record.